Molecule: messenger RNA, 888 nt
Organism: Symbiodinium sp. CCMP2456
Lineage: Eukaryota; Dinophyceae; Suessiales; Symbiodiniaceae
Source: the annotation of a GenBank genome assembly
GGCGAAGAUGAAGAGAAGUUUGCGUGCUUAAACCAGCACGCCAGGGGGUUCGAAGCAAAGCUGAGCCAUUACCUGGGCACCUUCCGUGAGCAGGACAACAUGCUCAAGGCCCACGACAAGGAGUUUCAGCGCGUGGCAGCUGAGAUGGCCAAGCUCCGGUCUUCAGAAGAACUUUACCAGCAAUUCUCAGAACUCUUCCUUCAAGUGAGGGAGUUCAACAGACGAGUUGUGAAGCUGGAAGACAACUACUCUCAGGUCAGCUUGCGCAACGGCGUAGACCUAUCAGUUUUUCAGGACACCGUGGCAAAGAUCCAUGAGCAUGCAGAGGAAAACUCGCUAAAGAUCGCUUCCGUAGAUCGCAACCAGGCAAAUUCGGCGCAACAGGUGGAUGUGCUCUCCAAGACCCUUGUGCACUUGGAGGAGGCCAUCCAAAACUUCGACCAUCGGGCCACAGUGAUCGACGGCGAAGUGCAGGAUUUGCACUUCUGGCAGCACGGGGCGACGGAGAAGUUCGAAGAACAUAACUCCCGCCUGCAGUCUUGCAAGGGGGAUUUUCAGAAGUGUCAGAAAGAGCUGAAUGCCAAAGGCAUCGAGCUCAAUGACCUGCGGCAGGACAUUUCCGCAACACAGAGACGGCUGUCCCGCAUCGAUGGCAACGUGGACAUCAUGCAGAAGUAUUUCACGGGCUUCGGCAAGGGCCUCCAAGACACUUCGCGAUGCGUCUCCUCUCGGGACACCUUUAACACGCCACGGACAUCGCCGCAGCGGCCGCACUCGGCGACCGUUUCCACAGGGCUGCCAUCGCUGCCGGUUCGCUCCGACUCGCCCACCAGGCAGCGUCCGUGGAGCUCGAUAGAGCGCACCACGCGCGAUAUUGACGACCUCUGA